AAGAAGAAGAGAGAAAAAGAAGUAAGUAAAAAAGUAUAGCGGCUUAUCUGGUUGAAUUCUACAGAGAAUGUAUAUUAGUUGCUUUAUUCGGGCUCAGUCACUUUGGCAUGAAUGUAUAACUUUGAUCAGCAGGGGUAUGCAUGGAAGGAUAUUUGUUAAUUAUCACGGUAAUAUGAUAAAGUCGAGCUAACACGUUCAGAUUUUCUCUGUUCCAUGAAACAGUUGAUAUGGGAAACAAUAUAUCGGAGGUUUGCACUAAGAUAGCCAGCGGCCACACGGUGCAUGAGGUCGACUGCGCCACUAAAGAGAAGAUCGACAAGCUCCUACCGGGGCCCUGGGCGGACGUGGUGCUGCUGAGGCCCCACAACUGGGUUGUACUUCGCAGAUUUCUUAAAAUUCACGAGAAGGUCUACAACUUCCAGUUUCGACCAGACGAUGUAGUGGUGAUGACAUACCCCAAAUGUGGUACCACGUGGAUCCAGGAGAUCGUCUGGAACAUGAGGAACAACCCAGACCUUGACAACCCAGACGCCGACGACGCACUCUUCGUACGCAGCCCCUACCUUGAGAUCGACAUGUUUUCCGUGCCUGAAAUGGCAUUCGACAUUGCUUCCAUUGUCGCCUUCACGAAGGGCAUCCAAAAAUACGUCUGGAAUCUCUUCCACCUACUGGGAAGUUCACCUAUGUUCAAGGUGGCUGAAGCUCACAGGAAGCCUCGCACUAUCAAGACUCAUCUGCCCUUUUCCAUGCUGCCCAAGAAUCUAUUGGACACAUGCAAGGUUGUUUACAUGUCGCGUAAUCCCAAGGACAACGUACUGUCCGCUCAGCACCACUACAAGCUACACAAAAUGAACAACUUCGUUGGCACUCAGGAUGAAUUUGUUGACCUUUACGUGGAGGACUUGCUGUUAUACAGCCCGUACGGGCAGCACCUGAGGGAGGCGUGGUCUCGACGCCACCACCCCAACUUCUUCAUGACGACGUUCGAGGAGCUCAAGGCAGACACCCGCCAGCAGCUCACGAAGCUCGACGCUUUCUUGGGCACCGGCCUUACGGACAAGCAGUUCGACAACAUUUUACAGAUAACCAGCUUCCGGACCAUGCAAGAGAUGCACCAGCUGCAGAAACUUAACGAAACUGCCUACAAUAUGGACGUGGGAAACAAGGAAGGACUUUUCAUCAGGCAGGGCAAGGCUGGCACCUGGAGGGACAAGAUAACUCCAGAACAGAACGCCAAACUCGACCUUUGGAUCAGGAAAAAUUUCACCGAUCAUGGAAUCGACUUCAAAUACGACUGAUUGCCUGCCAAGCCUAUAAUAUUUCGAGAAAUGUUGUAAUGAAAUGAUCUAUCUAAUGAACAUUUUUUAUUCGAUCUGAAUCGAACAUAUCUUUAAAGGUAAUAACCUUGAACGUAAAUUUGUUUCACUAACAUAGCCGUCUGAAUUUAUAUCAACAGGCUUUAGCAUCAUGCGGGUGAUUGUGCUCUUUAUUUUUGUAUGACAUUCUACUUUUUGUACUUUAAUUUUUUAGAAAUAUUUGGAAUUUUUGCGGCAGUUUGAGGAAGAUUCAAAAUCAAAACUAUGCAGCAUUUUAGUGAGCAAUUAGUUUGGUUAUUUCUUUGUAAUUCUGAAUGGGAUAAAGAUACUUUAAUCAAUAUAUUUUAAUUUAUAAUCAUA
Messenger RNA from Hyalella azteca, 1676 nucleotides. Its product is annotated as sulfotransferase 1C4-like. Gene Ontology annotation, biological process: sulfation. Gene Ontology annotation, cellular component: cytoplasm. The transcript has 8 exons. Bases 228 to 1298 code for a protein of 356 amino acids. Gene Ontology annotation, molecular function: sulfotransferase activity. NCBI's taxonomy places the organism in Eukaryota, Metazoa, Arthropoda, Malacostraca, Amphipoda, Hyalellidae. The record is from RefSeq and is a predicted model, not a curated record.